Mytilus californianus (California mussel) is the source of this 2706-nucleotide messenger RNA. RefSeq lists its product as uncharacterized. The transcript has 6 exons. Lineage: Eukaryota; Metazoa; Mollusca; Bivalvia; Mytilida; Mytilidae. Bases 88 to 1221 code for a protein of 377 amino acids. The record is from RefSeq and is a predicted model, not a curated record.
CCCUGGCUCAGGCGAAGAAAUUUUUGUUAAACCCACUUUUACAGUCUGGAGGAAAACAAAAGUGAAAACCAUUUAAAAUACGGAGAUAUGUCAUCCAAUCUUUCGCGAGGGAGAUCCUCAUGCGAAAAUCCUGAAAGAACAAGUGAUUGGUCAGCAGAUAAAGUGUGUAACGAUCUCAACGUUACACUUAAAUAUAAUGACGAUCCACGUUCUGUUUUCUUGAUCGGAUAUCUCGAAUUAAUAGGGCAAAAUAUCAAACUUAUCGAAUAUAUGAAAAACCAUUUUGAAUCUCCGGAUCAGGAAUAUAAAACAAAACACGAAUGUUUCCAGUUUGCAUUAAACACAUGGAAAGACAUGGUGAUAGACAGCGAAUUUAUUAAUGAUAUUGAGGUUUCAAGUGCCAUAACAAUGAACAAUGCAUUAGACAAACCAUUUGAAAAAUCUUCUCUGUAUCAUGACUUUGUAGAGCCAAAAGAGAAGAAACAGGCAGCAGACAAUGGUGAACAAUUAGCAUUACUUAGAAGUACUUGUCAGAAAAUAUUUGCAAAACUGAAAGUUUUUUCCGAUCAGUUGCUGUUUGUUAUGGACAAUUUAGGAAAUCCAUCAGAGAAAAUGUUCAAGGAUCUUUUCAUGGCAUUUGUAAGGAUAUUUGACCUAAAAAUUUUUGACACAACAAACACUCCAGGCUGCAGGUAUUUAUUACACCAUGGAGAGCAUACUGUUACAUCAAUACCAGGUGCUGUAAUGAGUAGCUACACAGCUGGAACAGGUGCAAUUACAUCAAAACUUGUGUCAAGAGUCGUUGCUGUUGUUGAGGUAAGAAAGGAGUGCAGUCAUUCACCAGACCAGGAUUCUGAAUCAUCACCAGAAGCCAAGAAAAUAAGACUAGGAAGCAGACAAACAAACAGUAUUGCUGAAAAUGUACAUACAAGAUUAAAAGGACAACAUAUUGGAGAUAUGUUAGCUGUUACUCAGUCUGCAGCAUCUGUCUUUGACUUCAAUGGAAUAUUUGGAUUUAUCAUCCAGGGAACGAAGGUAACAUUUGUUUCACUACAAAGCAGUAAGGAGUACUUUGCCAAUCUUCUGAAAAAGGACAAAACAAAAAAUGUUUGGGCCGAUGUGAGAUACAGUAAAGAAUGUAACUUGUUAACAAAGGAAGGAAGAAAGGAUCUCAUCCCUGUUUUGUUAGGCAUAGAAAAAUUGGUGAUGCAGACUGUUUGAGAAAUGAACCCAGAAUAGCUAGAAGCACUGACAGAAAGCAAAGAUCUGCUUGAACAGACAACAUGUAUUCAGUACAGUAAAUCAUGUGACAUGUAUUCAGUACAGUAAAUCAUGUGACAUGUUUUCAGUACAGUAAAUCAUGUGACAUAAUGAAGACAGGGAUCAAUUGUACACAGCUUUCAUAAUUAACAAUUUCAGAUAGAAUAUCUGCUCAAAAGAAAGUUGCAUCAGGGGAUACAGUUAUGGAACAGUGCAUCUCUCUGUGUUUAUGUGUGUGUGGAGGGACAUAUCGUUAAUUUCUCAUCAUAUUUUGUUGACAUAAUCACCUGGAGGAGAUCAAAAGUCAAGCAGAGGUUGAAGGUUAAAACCGUGUCAUAUUCUAGGACUUAUCCACAUGGUUAAUCUUCACCCGACUUGGCAUACUUAAUAUCUCUUAUUUAUUUAUAUUCCCCCUCUAAAGAAAAAGGGGUAUACUGUUUUACCCUUUUUUUUAAGUCUGUCCCUCUGUCCGUUUAUUCCAUGAAAUUUCCUUUGCAAUUUUCUCAGGAAGGACAAAGCAUUCUUUACUUGUUAACUUCCUGUUUCACAAAUACUUGUACAUAUAUAUUAAAAAGAGAAUUUUUCAAAAUUUUCUAACAAACUACAAUUCAGAGCUUUCUGAAAUUUGUUAUCAGGCUUCAUGUGACAUGGUUUCAGAUUUAUUGCUUAUCAACUUUCUGUUUACAGAAUACUUAUAUAUUCUUAACACAAUGGCCAUGUAUGAAAUUUUCGUCACAUAUUUACAGGGCAGUACAAAUCAGAGCUCCUAAAAUUUGUUAUCAGGCUGCAUAUCAGCAUGCAAUACUGUGUGUCACAGUUUCAGAUUUAUUGCUCAGUAACAACCUUAGACCUCAGUUAGGCAUAUCACAUGACAGCACAUGUUCUAUUUACCUGAUGAGGUUUACCUGAUGCUGAUUGGAUUUAAUCUAUUUUAAUUGAUAUGGAUGUGAUUCUGGUGAAGAUUACCCAAUAAUAAUCAUUUUAUAUAUGAUGGUAAUGCAUUGGAGAUAGUUAACAAAUUGACUUACCUUGGGUUGAAUUUUUCAAGAAUAGGUAGCUUUAUGAUUGCUAAGAAAAUUUUAGUUGGAAAAGCAAAUAAAGCAAUUUAUCCUGCAAUCAGCUAACUAUUGUACAAAUAACAGGUACACAGAUAAAUUUUUCCGACAAUGUACAUAUAUUGUAUAUGUACGAAGUAUUGAAAAAGGGGAGGUUGCACAACUUAUCAGUGUAAUCUCAAUAUGAUCUCUUUGAUAAAAUUGUGAAGCCAAUCCUAAAUGGAUGUGAGAUUUGGGGUUUCAGUAAUACUGAUAUUAUAGAAAGAGUGCAUUUGAAAUUUUAUAAAUUUUUAUUAAAUCUUAAGAAGUCGACACCUAAUUUUAUGAUUUAUGGUGAACGUGGUAUUUAUCCCAUAUCUUUAUAUAUACAGCUGUGUAUGGUUAAUUUUUG